Callithrix jacchus (white-tufted-ear marmoset) is the source of this 13705-nucleotide messenger RNA. It is a transcript of the gene WHAMM, whose product is annotated as WASP homolog associated with actin, golgi membranes and microtubules. Gene Ontology annotation, cellular component: endoplasmic reticulum-Golgi intermediate compartment membrane; cytoplasm. The record is from RefSeq and is a predicted model, not a curated record. Gene Ontology annotation, biological process: Arp2/3 complex-mediated actin nucleation; endoplasmic reticulum to Golgi vesicle-mediated transport. Gene Ontology annotation, molecular function: Arp2/3 complex binding; actin binding. Lineage: Eukaryota; Metazoa; Chordata; Mammalia; Primates; Cebidae.
AUGGAGGACGAGCAGCCUGACAGCCUGGAGGGCUGGGUGCCGGUCCGAGAGGGCCUCUUCGCCGAGCCCGAGCGGCACCGGUUGCGCUUCCUGGUGGCCUGGAACGGCGCGGAGGGCAAGUUCGCUGUGACUUGUCACGACCGCACCGCGCAGCGGCGGUGGCGACGCGAGGGGGCCCAGCCCGAGCCCGAGCCCGAGCCCGAGCCCGAGGCCGCCAUGUCCCCCCCAAGCUGGGCCGGCCUACUUUCGGCCGCGGGGUUCCGCGGCGCGCACCGGCAACUGGCGGCGCUAUGGCCGCCUCUAGAGCGCUGCUUCCCGCGGCUGCCACCGGAGCUGGACGUAGGUGGCGGCGGCGGGGCCUGGGGCCUGGGUCUUGGGUUGUGGGCGCUGCUGUGGCCGGCGCGCGCGGGGCCCGGAGAGGCGGCGCUGCGGGAGUUGUGUGGACGGCUGGAGCGCUACCUGGGCGAGGCGGCAGACGGCUGCGGUGGCGCCACCGUGCGCGACGCGCUCUUCCCGGCUGAGGGCGGCGCGGCAGACUGCGAGAGCCUGCGCGAGUUCCGGGAACGGGCCCUGCGCGCGCGGUGGACCGAAGCGGACGCGCGGCUGCGCCAGGUUCUUCAGGGACACACAAAAGCCAACACCAUGGUGGCUUUAAUGAAAGUUUACCAAGAGGAAGAUGAAGCGUACCAGGAAUUAGUUACUGUGGCAACCACGUUCUUCCAAUAUUUAUUGCAGCCAUUAAGGGCUAUGAGAGAAGUUGCAACUUUAUGUAAGCUUGAUAUUUUGAAGUCCUUGGAUGAGGAUGACCUAGGUCCUAGAAGGGUAGUUGCCCUGGAGAAAGAAGCUGAAGAAUGGACCAGACGGGCUGAAGAAGCUGUCAUCUCUAUUCAAGAUAUCACAGUGAAUUAUUUCAAGGAGACAGUAAAAGCAUUAGCAGGAAUGCAGAAACAAAUGGAACAGGAUGGGAAGAGAUUUGGCCAGGCUGCCUGGGCCACAGCAACUCCCAGGUUGGAAAAACUUAAGCUAAUGCUAGCUCGAGAGACUUUGCAACUCAUGAGAGCGAAAAAGCUGUGUUUAAAUCACAAAAGAGCUGAAAUUCAGGGAAAGAUGGAAGAUCUUCCAGAACAAGAAAAAAAUAUCAAUGUUGUAGAUGAAUUAGAAAUAAAAUUUUAUGAAAUUCAGUUAGAACUAUAUGAUGUUAAAUUUGAGAUAUUAAGAAAUGAAGAAAUACUGCUUACUACACAGUUGGACUCUCUUAAAAGACUUAUAAAAGAAAAACAGGAUGAAGUUGUCUAUUAUGAUCCGUGUGAAAGUCCAGAGGAACUUAAAGUCAUUGACUGUGUGGUGGGGCUGCAGGACAAUAAGAAUUUGGAAGUGAAAGAACUCAGAAGGCAGUGCCAGCAGCUGGAGUCUAAACGGGGCAGGAUCUGUGCCAAAAGAGCCUCUCUCCGGAGCAAAAAGGAUCAGUGCAAAGAAAAUCAUCAGCUCAGAUUGCAACAGGCUGAAGAAAGCAUAAAAUACUCUCGUCAGCAUCAUAGUAUUCAGAUGAAAAGAGACAAGAUAAAAGAAGAGGAACAAAAGAACAAAGAAUGGAUCAACCAAGAACGCCAAAAAACACUCCAACGAUUGAGAGCAUUUAAAGAUAAGCACCUAGGUCAAUCUGUCCGAAAGACCUCUGGCGCAGAACCUGUGGCUCCAAACCUGCCAGGUGGCCUUUCCCAGCAGACGUGCUUGCCAGCUUCCCAGGUGGUGUCAGUAAUUCAUCCAUCCUCUAGGAAAACUAGAGGUGUUCCCCUAUUGGAAGCUAGUAACGUGAAAACCCCCAAGUGUCAAGACUGUCAUGGAAAUACCUCUGUCCAGGUUUUUGUUCCAGUUGGUGAUCAAACACAUUCCAAAUCCAGUGAGGAAUUGUCACUGCCACCUCCUCCACCACCACCACCACCACCAGCACCAGCACCAGCACCAGCUCCUCUGCCUGCUCUGUCCUCAUGCUCUGAAGCUGCAACUCAUCAGAACUUAGGCUUCAGGGCUCCAAUGAAAGAUGACCAGCCACUUCCCCUAGUGUGUGAAUCACCUGCUGAGAGGCCACGUGACUCCUUGGGACAUUUUCCAUGUCCAGGAUCUAUGGACGAAGUGUUGGCUUCCUUAAGGCAUGGCAAAGCCCCUCUCCAGAAGGUAGAAGUGCCAGCAGUGCGCCCUCCCCACGCCUCAGUCAAUGAGCACAUUCUGGCUGCCAUAAGGCAAGGGGUCAAACUGAAGAAAGUUCACCCGGACCUUGGCCCAAGCCCCAGCAGCAGACACACCAGUGACCUUGAGAGGAGUAUCAAGGCUGCACUCCAGAGAAUCAAGAGGGUGUCUGCUGACUCAGAGGAAGACAGUGAUGAGCAGGACGCCGGCCAGUGGGACCGUUAAGCCAAGUUUGACAAAGGUACCUACCCUGGUGGGCUUGAAUGAAGUGGGUGGGGCUAAGACCUGUUGAAAAGCACUUGAACAGGGUGCUGGUAGAUGGUCCAUAUGACACCUCCGACGAUCAGCAGGGCAUUGUGUGGGACCCUGCAGCUUUUAUGUGACACGAUGACUCUUAAAACUGGGGAGGGGCCAGGCGCCUGUGGCUUACGCCUGUAAUCCCAGCACUUUGGGAGGGUGAGGCGGGCAGAUCACAAGGUCAAGAGAUUGAGACCAUUCUGGCCAACAUGGGAAACACUGUCUACUAAAAAUACAAAAAAUUAGCUGGGUGUGGUGGUGCGCACCUGUAGUCCCAGCUACUCAGGAGGCUGAAGCAGGAGAAUCGCUUGAACUUGGGAGGCAGAGGUUGCAGGGAGCUGAGAUUGUGCCACUGCAGUCUACCCUGGUGACAGAGCAAGACUGUCUCAAAAAAAAAAAUAAAUAAACUGGGGAGGGAAGUAGACUUGAGAUUUUCACCCACCAGUCCAUAUGUGGAAUGUCAAGACCUGUGAGAAGUGUCACUGUCCUAAAAGAAGAGCACUUAUUUCUUACCUUCAUUGGUGAUCCAAAGUUGUUCCCUGAUUCUGAAAGCAGUUUACGCUACCCUGGUAAACAGCACUAUUAGACUACUGACUGUGGCCUGUGUAUAUGUAAUAGUGAUUCCUCAGCUUUAUAGAUAUGAAUGUAAAUGUUAUUUUAGCAAUAAUCUGAAAAAUCACUUAUAUUCAGGAGUUAUUUUAAAUAUUUAAAUGAAAUUUAUUUUAUGUACCAAGCACUACAUAAACUCAUAAUAAAGAACUAUUUACAGUGUAUUAGCAUCACUCAUGGUGAAAUGAAAACAUACCUUAGCUGCUGUACAAGCAAAGCCUUCUGUACCUGGGUGGGCUUAAAAAUUUUUAAUAAGGUUUCAGCUAAACACUUGUUUAAAUGAAUACUAAGGGUAGAGGAAUAGUGUUAUUUUCCUCAGGAACUGAAGUCUCAUGCCGACAUAUUUUUUCAAAUUUUUAAAAUCAGAAAAGGGGAAGGGACCGAUGCAAUCUAUCCCAUUCAUCUCUCAGACUGUGCAAGCAUCCCCACUAACCUUGUCACCCUCACUCUUGUGAUGUUAAUCCUGGAUUUCCACAGAACAAAAGGAAUUCACCUUAUUUCCAAAGAAAGUCCUGCCAUAGAACCGAAAUCUUGGUAUGUCUGGUUUUUGUUUUUGUUUUUGUUUUUGUUUUUUUUUGAGACGGAGUCUCGCUCUGUCACCAGGCUGGAGUACAGUGGCAUGAUCUUGGCUUACUGCAACCUCCGCCUCCUGGGUUCAAGCGAUUCUCCUGCCUCAACCUCCUGAGUAGCUGGGACUAGAGGCGUGUGCCACCAAGCUCAACUAAUUUUUGUAUUUUUGGUGGAGACGGGUUUUAACCAUGUUGGCCAGGAUGAUCUCAAUCUCUUGACCUCAUGAUCUGCCUGCCUUAGCUUCCCAAAGUGCUGGGAUUACAGGCAUGGGCCACUGUGCCCGGCCUUCAGUGUUUUAACUCUCAUACAGCAGCCUGAGGGGCCUCAGCCGCCACAGCUGGGAGGGGCAUGGGUUCCUUUCAGCAACUGCACCUGGGCCUGCCUUCAUGGCGUGGCCACUGCCAGGUUGCCCACAGGUCUGUCACGUGUGCUACCUUUUCAGAAUGCAAAUCCAACUCCUGUGCCUCACUGUGGUGGCCUGGGCCUGAUAGGCCAAGCCCUAACCCUACACUGGCCCCUGUACCUGUCGCUCCCAUGUGGUUCCCAGGGGUGUUCCAGUGGGGGCCGCAACCUGCUGGCUACUCGCUGGGCAUCAGGUCCAGAUCCCAGGCUUCCUUCCCCACCACAGACAGGCCAGGCUCUGGAAUUGAAAAAGUGGCAAAAUCAGAACUUUGUGGGACUUUCCUUUUGCCUAUUUUGCAGUUUGGUAUUGUUUGUAAUUACAUAUUUAUAAUUUCAGUAUUUUGAGAUGCCAGCAAGCUUAAUCAGGCUGGAAUAAUACUCAAGUUGGUUUCUAACUGCUGGCAAAGACGAGGGGCCUUUGAAAAAAAGGAUCCUUUUCAAAAGAGCAUUCUCACAGUAAAAGUUCCUGGCCUAAUUGCGUCUUUUGUGCAUCAACACUUCUCUUCCUCAUCUGGAACCCCCUCUCUCCUUUCUCCCUUUCCCUACUUCCAGCCAAGCCUUGAAGUAAAUCCAGACUUUGGUUUCAGGGAAUUUAGAGCCAAGAAAGUAAGGCCUGCCCAGCUUCAGAGCUCUCCAAUCUGGCCUCUGAAGCACUGCCAAUCUUCACCUCUCCCUGGCUUUCCAGCCCACAUGGUAAGGGCAGCCCCUCAGCCUGGCAGAUAAAACCCUCAGAGACCUGGCCACUUUCCCUGGACAGCCCCUGCUGCUCCCACAGGUUUUAGUACAGCAAUGCUAUGCUGCUUCCUGCCUGCCUGCCCACCAAGGGCCUGGAAUUCUCCCUCUACCCUCCAUGUCCUGGCAAACCCAUGCCCAUCUUUAGGUCUCAACCUCACAGCUUCUUCCCCCAGUUCUUCUCUGACCUCUCUCUCCUAUAAAGCCAUAUACCUUGUCUUGGAGUCUGGCCUGGCCAGAGGAGGACUGGCAUCUGCUCCUAGCACAGCCAAGCCAAUGGAUUGUCCUGGAGUGAAAAGCAAUGAGCUGGACCAAUCAUACCUGUGUAUUCAUCUGUUCGUCCCUUCCAUCUUCAGAAUUUGAACGAGUGAAUCAAGCCGGUGGUAGUAGCAGCCAGAAUGAAGAGGUCAUUGGUUAAAGGCCACAUGGCAUGUGAAACCCACAUAGUUGAGUGGAUUUAUGGGGCAGAGGCUCUCAGACCACAGGGUAUAUAAAAGUAUGUGAGAGUGCACUGGUUUUCUACUGCUGCCAUACAAGUCACAAAAGUCGCUGCUUAAAACACAAAUUAACAGUUCUGUAGGUCAGAAGUCUGACACGGAUCUCACUGGGCUAAAAUCAAGGUGUUGACAGGGCUGUGUUCUCUUCUAAAGGCUCUGGGGAGCAACAGUUUCCUUGCCCUUUCUGGUUUCUAGAGCUUGCCCCUGUUCCUUGGCUUGUGGCCCCCUCCUCCACCUUCAGUGCCAGCAGCAUCGUAUCUCUCUGACCCUUCUUCCAUCAUCACAGCUUUUUCUGACACAAGAAAAGGUUCUCUGCUGCUGAGAACUUGUGUGAUUAGACUGGGCCUACCCAGAUGAUCCAGUAUAAUCUCCCUGUGUGAAGGGCCGUUUUGCCAAGUAUGGUAACACAGUCACAGGUUCCUGGGAUUAGGAUGUGGACAUCUUUGGGGGCGAUUAUUCUGUCUAGUAAAUGGAGCUUUCUAGAAUGAUGAUUUCCAGGUCCACAAUGCAAGGAUCCUCAUCUACGAAGUCUUCCUGGGAUGGUCCAGCAACACAAAUAGCUCUGAAGCAGCUAGUCUGCAGAUUUUCCUUAGAAAAAUGCUACUAUAAAAGUCAGAGGACCUGAGUGGGCUGGUGACGCAGGAACAGCAAAGUAGGCACAUUCAGAGCCACUGUGGGCUCCUCCUGGGGUCAGCAAUCCUGAAGCCUGGUGUUCAUGAGGUCUUCAGAAUGGCUCGGGUCAUUCCUAGAUCUGGAGAAGCAGGGUGAGUGCUGGCCCCUGACCUCAGCCGCCUGUGAGAGCUCUGCCUUGCAGGGGAGCCUUACAAAUUCCCCAUCAGCUGAGUUCCAUGAAUGUCUGCAGCGGAACAGCUCGCCCCUCCACUGGAACAGAGCGGAUCUGGGGAAAGUAAGUCUCUUCACUAUGGUGUUUCCCAGGGCCUGAGCAUACAGAUCACAAUAUUUGCUAAAUGAAAACAUGAAUGAAUGAAUAAGACCUAUAAAUAUGAAAAAGGUGAUGGAAGAGGCACAAGUCCCCCUCCCUGGUAGUGGAGGCACACUCAGAAAACCCAAAGCCUAGUGGCCGCAGUCCGCACCACCACUCUUGCUUUGGCUCAGCAGUAGCCCAUGGGGACAUCAGCCUACUUAGGGAGGACACGAACUUCCAAAGUAUCUUGUUAAGAUACAAAGGACUCCUGAAAUAUUUCUGUUGACUUAAAGACAGACACAAAUAUUUUACUGAACUAUGUAUUUCUACAGAAACAACUGUUACAACAAAAUCAGGUAAAAUUCACAAAGGUCUACAAGUCUUUAAAGGAAAAUAUUUUUUCCCUUAAAUAUAAAAAGUUCAUUUGCCAAAUAACAUCAGAAACAAACCAAAAAACUGUUAGAAACACAAUAGACAGAAAUACAAUAAUAGGAGACUAACAUAUCUUUCUUAGUCUUAACAAAUCAUUUAAAUUAAAAUUAAAGGUCCAUAAAUUAUAAGGUCAAAUGAAUAUAUCUGAAUUUUGUUCCCUUCAGAGAACACAUUUUCUUCAGUUUCCUGGGGAUAUAUAUUAAAACAAAAAAUUUAUUAGGUCUCAAGAAAACAUCCACCAUGAUCUCCAAAAUGCACAAACUGUACAAGCCAUACCCUCUUUGACAACAAGGCAAUAAAACCAGAAGUCUGUAAGAAAAGCUAAAAACAACAACAAAAUAAACUACCUGGAAAUUUAAAAGAAUAACUUCAAAAGACUCCAGUAAAAAACAGUCAAAUCUGAAAUUAUAAAUUAUUUAUAACUUAGAACGCCAAAUAUAAAUUUAAGGGAGAUUGAUAAAGAUAUAUUCAGAAGAAAAGUCACAACUUAUAAGUCACAACUUAUAAUGUUAGUAACCAUGACUUUUAUUAAGGAAGAAAAAUUUAAAAUGGCAUUCAACUUGAGAAGGUGAGAAAUAAAAACAAAACAAAAAUAAUCAUGAAAUAAUAAAACAGUAAAUUAAGAUAUAAAUCUCAGAGACGGUCAUUUGAAAAGAUCAAUGAAACAGACUAACUCUGGAAAAACCAAUGAGAACAAAAAGGGAAAGCACACACAAUAUGGGAAUGAGGAAGCAGAAUAACAGAGCUCCAGGCCAACAAAUCUGAAAAUCAUAAAAAUCAUUAUUUAGGAAAAUUUACUUAAUUAAAAACUUUUUUUUUUUUUUUUGAGAAAGGGUCUUGCUCUGUAUCCCAGGCAUGCUCAUGGCUCAGUGCAGCUUCAGCAUCCUGGGCUCAAGUGAUCCUCCUGCUUCAGCCUCCUGAGUAGCAGGGACCACAGGCACAUACCAACAUGCCUAGCUGGGUUUUAGUACAGUCAGGGUCUCACUAUGUUGCCCAGCCUGAUUGUGCACUCCUGAGCUCAAGCAAUCCUCCUGCCUCAGCCUCCUGAAGUGCUGGGAUUACAGACACGAGCCACCACACUCAGCCGGGAAAAUUUCAAUUGCCAAAAAACAGAAAGGAAGUUUAAAGAAACCAAUGAGCAUGAAAAAAAAAUUUCCUAAAAAGGCACUAGAGUUGGACAGUUUUAUAUGUUAUAAAAACUUCAAAGAGCAAAACAUUCUAAAUAUUUAAAUGUUUCCAGGGCAUAGAAAAAGAGCGCUUCCCAAGUUCUUUUUAAUUUUUAAAUAAGUUAACACCAAUAACUGAUGAAGACAGCAGAAAAAAAUUAUACAAUUAUUCCUAUUUAGGUAUGAAAAACUUCUUAAUAAAAUGAGCAAACCAAAUCCAGAAGAAUUUUGCAUUUUAAAGUUCUUAUUUUUAUUAUACAAGUAAUACAUGAUCUUAGUAGAAAAAUCAGAAAGUACAGAUAAGAAACACAAAAUAAAAACCUACUAUGGACCAACCAAUCAUAAAUAACCACUGUUAACACUGAAAGGAGAUGUAUAUUAAAAGAAUAAUAUACUAUGAUUAUAUCAGGUGUUUGUAGAAACGCAAAGAUGUCUUAACAUUAGCAAAUCUAUUAAAAUGAUUCAAGUCAUAAUAGAGAAAAACCAUUUGAUCAUCUUGACAGAUGUGGAAAAAAGCCAUUUAACAAAACCCCAACAUCCAUUACUAUUUUCAUCAAACUAGAAAUAGAGGGCAUAACCUUAAUGUAUAAUUCAAAUAUUAAGAUUAUCUUACACUAAGAGUCAAAUUUAUAGUUUUGGAGAAGCAUUCUUCUCACUAAAAAAAAAAAAUAUAUAUAUAUAUAUGUAUAAAAGAAUGGACAAUAUCAGCACAAUUAUCUAAGUGUUAACAUUGUUCUAAAAGUAUUGGUCAAUGUGAUGAAUUGAGAAAGUGAAGUAAGAUUAAAAAUAUGGGAAUAAAAUUAUCAUCUUACCCAGAAUUAUUACCCAACUGAAAAAGGCAAAAAAAUCAACAGCAGCAAAACCUUUAGCAUAAUUCAGUAAUUGGCCAGUUACAAAAUAAAUAACCAAUCACCAAGUACAACCACACACUACUCUCUUAUGCAGAGGUAAGAAUGAGGUAGAUUGAUGUGUACUGACACAGGAAGAUCUAUUGCAAAGAGAAAAUGCUAAUAAUAGCAGAAGUGUUGUCUUAUAUGGUCAAAGUGCUAAAACAUACUUUAGGAAACAACUGAUGAAUAUGCAUCAACUGUUGACUGUUUAUCUUGGGAAAAAGGGAUUUUAAUUAUGGGGGACUUUAAUUUUCUACAUUAUGUUUUUUUAAUAAUGUCUACAUUUAUGUAAGUUUUAUCCAAUGUUUUUAAGUCAUAGAUUUAAUUUUCAUUUUUAAAAGUAGUGGGAAAAGAUCUCAUUUACAAUAGUAAUCACACUACAAAGAUUACCUAUACUAGAAAAGUUCGGCUGAGAGACAUAAAAUAUUAUAAAUUUACUGAAACGAAAGGUUAAAUAUUAUAAAGAUGUUAGUCCUCUUGUGUAAAACAUGUUAAUUUUAUGCAAUUUCUAGUUCUUCUAAACAUCACAAAAUUAUCUCAAAUUUCUUUUGGAAUUUUUUUUUUUUUUUUUUUUUUUUUUUUUUUUUUUGAGACAGUCUUGCUUUGUUGUCCAGGCUGGAGCACAGUGCCACGAUCUUGGCUCACUGUAACCUCCGCCUCCUGGGUUCACUGCCUCAGCCUCCCAAGUAGUUGGGUUUACAGGCGCCCUCUGUCACACCCAGCUUUUUUUUUUUUUUUUUUUUUUUUUUUUGGUAUUUUUAGUAGAGAUGUGGUUUUGCCAUAUUGGCCAGACUGGUCUUGAACACCUGACCUCAGAUGAUCCACUCAACUCAGCCUCCCAAAGUGUUGGGAUUACAGGCAUGAACCACUGCGCCCAGCAUGCACAAUAUAUUAGGCAAGUUUUGAAAAAGUUUAAUGGGAAUGUUUAGUCCAAAGCUAUGGCGAUCCAAACAAUGUGGUACCGUACUAGAAAGUGCAGGUAAAAAUGAGCCACAGUAAAGUUCACAGCACACUCAAGGCCAGGGUGCUUAUCCUGGCACCCAACAGAAGGGCUGGGUAUACGGUACUGAUAGGAUUUCAUCUAGAGUACAGAAAGGAUAGACUUCCCAAUGAACAGUGAUGGGGUAAUUUAGAAAAUAUAGUGCAGAUAGAUUAGAGAGUUUAUUUUUUUAGAGACAGGGUCUUGCUCUGUCUCCAGGCUGGAGUGCAACAGCACAAUCAAAGCUCAGAGUAACUUCAAACACCUGGACUCAAGUGACCCUCCCACCCUGGCCACCCAAAGUCUUGGGAUUACAGGUAUGAGCCACCAUGCCCAGCCAGAUCAGAGAUGUAACCGCUUAGAAAGAAAUAAUAAAAGUGCAAAAAUGAGAUAGUGAAUAUACAUUCUUGCAAUCAGAAUUGGAAAGACCUUGCCAGGCAUGGUGGCUCAUGCCUGUAAUCCCAGCACUUUGGGAAGCCAAGGUGUGCAGACUGCCUGCGCCUAGGAGUUCGAGAUGAGCCUGGGCAACAUGGCGAAACCCAUCUCUACUAAAAAUACAAAAAGUUAGCCGGGAGUGGUGGCACACAUUUGUAGUCCCAGCUACUCGGAAGGUUGAGAAAUGAGAAUCACUUGAACCUGGGAGGCUCAGUUUGCAGUGAGCCGAGAUUGUACCACUGCACUCCAGCCUGGGGGACAGAGUAGACCCAGUCUCCAAAAAAAAAAAAAAAAAAAAUUAGAAAGGUCUUCAUAAGCAUGAAAACAUAAGUAGCAACCAUUUAAAAAAAAAAAAAGUAACGGCCGGGCGCGGUGGCUCAAGCCCGUAAUCCCAGCACUUUGGGAGGCCGAGGCGGGUGGAUCACGAGGUCAAGAAAUCGAGACCAUCCUGGUCAACAUGGUGAAACCCCGUCCCUACUAAAAAUACAAAAAAUUAGCCGGGCAUGGUGGCGCAUGCCUGUAAUCCCAGCUACUCGGGAGGCUGAGGCAGGAGAAUUGCCUGAACCCGGGAGGCGGAGGUUGCGGUGAGCCGAGAUCAGGCCAUUGCACUCCAGCCUGGGUAACAAGAGCGAAACUCCGUCUCAAAAAAAAAAAAAAAGUAACAAACUUGACUAAGAUUUAAAAAAUGUCUAAACAUUAUUAAAAAGCCAUACAUGCAACUUAAAAUUUCAUUUUAUAAUGUUUAUGAAGUAAGCCUCUUAGAAAUCAAUGAUACUACUGAACAUCUUAGAGGGUUACAUUUGAACAAAAAAAAUAUAUUAUUUUUAGCUCUCUGACCCCAGGGUAACUCCAUGUUAAAGAGGAAGCAGUACACACUCAUGCACUGUGGGUGGGAAUAUAAUUUGGGACUGUUUCUGGAAGGCAAUUUGAGGCAACACAUAUUAGAGUCCUAAAAAUGUGCAUACUUUUUUAUCGUUAGGACAGGAUAUGUUGUGCUGCAGUUAACCAGCUAACUCUGAAAUCCCAGUGGCUAACGCCUAAGGUUUAGUUUUUAUUCAUGCUACGUGUCCAUGCGGGGUGGUAGGUGAGGGUGACAUGAAGGGAGAAGGGAGCUGCUCCAUGUAGUCACUCAGGGAUCCAGGCCUGACAGAGGCUCUGUCCCUGGGACAUCAGCAUUUGCUGGGGCAAGGGAAGACAGACACUGUGGAACUACCCAUGGGCAUUUCAGUCUCUGCCUGGAGCUUCAUAUGUCACCUCUGCUCACAUUUAAUUGGCCAGAAUUAGUCAUAGGACUCUGAAUGAGAACGAGGGGGCUGGAGGGUGAAGUCCUGUAUGCCCCAGAAGGAAAGGAGUUGCUGAUAGAGAGGUGCGUACUUUUGAGCCAGUAAUAACUCCAGAAAAUUAUCCUAAGUCAUUAUUCUGCAAAAUUCACAAAGAUGUCAGAACUUCAUUAUGUUCUUGAUUACAACAGCAAAAAAUUGGAAACAACCUCAGAAUUCAAGGUACAACCUACAUAGAGGUUAAAAAUAAUGUCAUUACAUGUUUACUGAUAUAGAAAUCUAUUCACAAUAUAACAUUAAAAGGGAUAAAAGUCAUAAAACAUUAUGUAUAAUAUGAUUAUAUUCCAUGAAAAAGUAAUAAAACACAUACAGAUGCAUAGAAAAAAGUGUGAAAAGAUAAAAACAGAAAUGCUAACAGUGGUUAUAAUUAGAUGGUGCAAUAACAGGUGAUUUUUCUCACUUAUCUGGAAUUUCUUUGUAAAAAAAAAGUAUUUAUGUACCAAAAAAGCAUUUAAAAAGGGAAACACACAGUACUUGUGGGAGGGUUCACUUAUCUACUCCACUCUUAUAUUAAACUCUUACAUUUGAUGCAAGGAAUGUCUUCUUUCCUGUCACAUCAGAAGACACUGCUCUCACAAUUGAUGUAAAGUCAGGACUUGCUAUGAAAAGCAGUACAAGAAGGUAAAACAGUAACACAGCCCCACAGCUGUGGAUCAUCAGUCCUGCCCAUCACUUGCCAAAACACACACCACUUGGGACUCCGCCAUAGUUUGUCAGCUCCUGCCAGGUGCCCUUGGGGGUCUCCGGGGCCUGGGAGACCACUUUGCCACAAGGCUCUGCAGAGAGUAGGGCACUGUACAAUUCCACUUCCAACAGAAGACCCACAAACUCUUCUGGUAAAUGGAUUCCAGAAAUUAGACCACCACCACCAGAAACAGUAAAAUAAAAUCUCCUUUUAGGUGUACAUACUUUUAAUAAAAACUCUUCCUUAUUGUUUCUCCCACCUCCCCUUUUGCUGUUCACACACACACACACACACACACACACGCAUGCACACGCAUGCACCCAGUCCUAAGCUCACUAGAACAUUUCGUCCAUCUCAAAAAUCUUACCAAAGCCACCUUCCUGCCUGAGUAGCAUUUAAAGGCAAACUAGAAAACCCAUAUUCUUGAGACAGUUGCAUGAAAGAGACAUGUAAGUAACACACAUUUCUAGACUAGACAGGAAUCCCUCUCCAUGCCAAAACCCCCACCAUCUCCAAAAUAUGUACAAUAUCUUUGGGGAAGCCAUGUACUCAGAAAUUAGGGUCCUUUUAAACCAUGCAUAUCAUUUAAAAACAUAUAUGGACAUUGAUCCUGCAAGCUUCUAGUUUGCAAGUGCUUCAAAAUCUAGUGACAAGGCAACAAAAGAAUUUAACUUCCAGAAAGACUAAUGGAACAAACAAUCCACUUCUGGAUAUGAGCAAAGACCAGCAGCUGGCUCCCUUUUUUUUUGAGGUGGAGUCUAGCUCUGUUGCCAAAGCUGGAGUACAGUGGCACGAUCUCAGCUCACUGCAACCUCCGCCUCCCAGGUUCAAGUGAUUCUCCUGCCUCAGCCUCCUGAGUAGCUGGGAUUAUAGGCACUUACUACCACCCCCAGCUAAUUUUUGAAUUUUUUUUAGUAGAGACGAGGUUUCACCAUGUUGGCCAGGCUGGUCUGGAACUCCUGACCUCAUGAUCUGCCUGCCUCGACCUCCCAAAGUGCUGGGAUUACAAGUGUGAGCCACCGCGCCCAGCCCUGGUUCCCUCUUUCCAGUCCCUGUGCUAAGUCACAUCACUGCUGCCUUCCUCCCAAAGGUGCACCUGGCCAUAUGUGAGAUCUCAUCAUAAGGUCCCCAGCACAUCCUGUGGUUGGCUCUCAUCCAAAAUUGUUCCUGGUUUCUACAGAGGAGGAGAUGUUUCUAAAGAAAAAGAGCCCUGUUAAAAUAGGCAGAUCAUAGCUGGCGCAGUGGCUUACACCUGUACUUUGGGAGGCUGAGGCAGGCAGAUUACCUGAGGUCGGGAGUUCGAGACCAGCCUGACCAACAUGGAGAAACUCCGUCUCUACUAAAAAUACAAAAUUAGCUGGGCAUGAUGGUGCACGCCUGUAGUCCCAGCUACUUGGGAGGCUGAGGCAGGAGAAUUGCUUGAACCUGGGAGGCGGAAGUUGUGGUGAGCAGAGAUCGCGCCACUGCACACUCCAGCCUGGGCAACAAGAGCGAAACUCCAUCUCAAAAAAAAAAAAAAAAAACAGGCAGAUCAUGAUAGUUUUGGGAGGCACAUUCAC